Messenger RNA from Argentina anserina (silverweed cinquefoil), 1173 nucleotides. RefSeq lists its product as uncharacterized. The transcript is spliced from 8 exons. The record is from RefSeq and is a predicted model, not a curated record. NCBI's taxonomy places the organism in Eukaryota, Viridiplantae, Streptophyta, Magnoliopsida, Rosales, Rosaceae. Bases 13 to 918 code for a protein of 301 amino acids.
UAGCAGACAGCCAUGGCGCUCUCUCACUGGCUUCUGAUCUUGCUAGUCUCCGCCGUGCCUUCUGUUGCACUAGGUUUUCAAUCCGACGAGCUUUUGCUGGACGACGAAGAGUUCGGUCUGGAAGGAGGGUUGCAGGCCAAGUCUCCCGAUCUCACUUACACACGUUCCUCGCCAUCACCGCCGACCCCCACACCUAGCCGGAGGAGGUAUUCCGAUCAGGAUUCCGACUCCAAGAUCCAGUUCGAGCUCCAUCACGCCUUCGGCGACUCUGAUUUCUCUCCCGCCGGCACCUUCAGUGCUCGCUUGAAGACUUGGAAUCACGGCGGUCAGACUCUCACGAAGCUUCGAUUUUCAAGGAAUGAUUUUGCCGAAGAGGAGAAGGACAAGUUUAAUCUGCUGCUGAAAGGAGAUGAGUUCUAUAGCAUAAGGUUGCCAUCCAGUGUGGCCAAUCCUCCUGGGAGGGAUUUUGUUGUUUCAUCUGUGAAAGCGAGAUGUCUUCUGCGAGAGGGUUUGGACGAACACUUUGUUAUACACACGGAUGGAGUUAACAUUUUGGCAGUUAAUUAUGGUUCCCCUGGGGCAUGCCCAUAUCCUCGGCAACUGAAACUUCCUUCAAAAUGGUCAUUCAACUCUCACACUGUUUUGAAGAACAGUGAACAGGCACCAAGAGCUCCAGUGUUUUCUGAGGAGAUUUUUGGUGGUGAGGGAGUAGAAGGUGAAGUUGUACCACCACAAGAAAGGUCUUUCUGGGCUAAAUAUUGGAUGUACCUGAUCCCACUAGGGUUAAUUGUUAUGAAUGCCGUAACCCAAGCAAUGAACAUGGCCGAGGAACAGGUUGGUGCUCCCUCAGCUCCUGGCCAAGCACAGCAGCCAGCGCCAAUACAGCGAGGAUCAAGUUCUUCUGUUAGAAGAAGAUAGCCAUUUUCUUCACUUUGUUUCUAAUGCUGCAACAUGAAUGACAUUUUAAGUUUGACAGUUGAUUGUAUUUUUAAUCCCAUGGAAUAAGAUCAUCAUGAGGGUUGUAAAUUUUAGUAGUUUUGCCAAUAUUGUGAUAGUAACAAAGGCCAUUGCUACUCAAUGGAAGGUUGAAUUGUUGAAAGUUUAGAAUUUAGUAUUGUAGAGAAUAUUGGAGGGCGUUGGUUGACAAUAAUAUUGAGAGGACUGCUUAAUUUA